CCCCCAGUCAGGUGAUCACACUACGCCAAGGCCCCGAGCCCUAAGCGAGCCCACCCACAACCACUCUUCUAAAGCCUCUUUUCGAUCACUUCGCUAUCCAUCUUCACGCUCAACAGCCACCUUACAGCCAAGAUGACCAAGCGCACCAAGAAGGUCGGUAUCACCGGCAAGUACGGUGUCAGAUACGGUGCCUCUCUGCGUAAGCAGGUCAAGAAGGCCGAAGUUUCGCAGCACGCCCGUUACAUCUGCACCUUCUGCGGAAAGAACACCGUGAAGCGCAAGGCUGUUGGUAUCUGGGAGUGCAAGGGCUGCAACAAGACUGUCGCCGGUGGUGCUUACACCGUCUCGACCCCCGCCGCCGCUGCCACCCGCUCCACCAUCCGCCGUCUCCGUGAGAUCGUUGAGAUCUAAGCGUCAUGAAUGUGGUUUCCUUUCUCUUUACGGCUACGUCUGAAUACCAAAAAUGAAAAUUUCGGAAUCAUAAAGAUUUUGCAUCCCCCGUUACCUCUUCGCAUCU
Messenger RNA from Penicillium brasilianum, 517 nucleotides. The record is from the annotation of a GenBank genome assembly. Lineage: Eukaryota; Fungi; Ascomycota; Eurotiomycetes; Eurotiales; Aspergillaceae.